Messenger RNA from Emericellopsis atlantica, 1719 nucleotides. RefSeq lists its product as uncharacterized. The transcript has a single exon. The coding region runs from base 1 to 1719 and encodes 572 amino acids. The record is from RefSeq and is a predicted model, not a curated record. NCBI's taxonomy places the organism in Eukaryota, Fungi, Ascomycota, Sordariomycetes, Hypocreales, Bionectriaceae.
AUGUGGCAAGACUGGAACGAUAUCGAAACGGGGCGUUUGGACACGUACAUCUCAGGCCUUUACAGCCAUGGUGCUUUGGCUCAGCGUCAUGCGGAAAGCCUGCGAGAAAUUGAUACACUAUCUUCAUUCUCGAGCUUGAGAUAUCGAAAGAAAAAGCCUAAGCCUCUAUGCAAUGUUCCCAAGACUUUGAAGCCCCGUUCAGAUCAGAGCCGAGAGUCGGCCACGCCCAGGAGGAUUGAGGGAAGGGACAUUGGUUGUCUUGAGUCUUUGGCCCUGAGCAGCUCCUGUUCCGUGUCAGAAGGCGAGCCAGAGGACGAGAAAUCCUACAAUGAUCUGUUGACGUUUGGGUUCGAAGCAUCGCCAGAUCAAAAUUCUUUGAAUGGUCGGAAAAGCAGGCUUGGGCUCUUGGAAUUGCCUUCAGACAUUCUGCUGCUGAUAAUGAAGCAUGUCAGCGAGUGGCCUCUGGCUAUGUACUGGCUUCGGCAUACUUCGGCCAUAUUCAUGACAAUUUUUGACAAGGACGAGUUCGCACAUCUCCACGAGGCUUCCGAUUCAUACAGUUGCCACAAAGCCUUCGAUCGUUCUCGGUUGACGCGGGGGAGCCUCUACGUGGCAAGUGUUCGCCUUCUCCAGCACCUCCAUUGCGAUUCUUGCCAGGAGAUGUUCACGAGCGGCACCUGGAGGCAACGUUGGCAGAAGCUCCACUCACACUACUACUGCUCGGGUUGCAAAACAAACCACAGUGCCUUCAUGUUCUUGUCAGAAGACAGGGCGAGGCACGAUCUUUGCGGAGGCAGACUGCUUUGCAUAGGACGCCAGGGGGAGAUCUCGCUAUGCUGCCAUAGCCAAGGUCAUUUUGACGCGACCAACAAACGCACCAUGUGGCGGGACAUGGAUGCCCUUUCCAGGAGGACCGAGACUACAGCGGGAGCUGCCGAGGAGUAUGGACGCUUUUGUGCGCACCCAUCACACGAAUCCGUACGAAGCGACAGCAAAAUCACGAGCAGUAUGCUUGGCAUACACGGAUAUCCGAGGCUCAUUGCGUUUAGCGAUGCUUCAAGUCCUGGAUCGCAUGUUGUUGUCGAGUAUGGAUGGGAUCUGCCGCUCCUAGAAAUACCCUCGUCUUUCACGCCUAGUCUACGUGUUCUUCAGGGUGAGCUCUCGAGCUUGGUUGUGCAAGCCCUCGAAGAACAUAAGAUAUGUCCACACGUCUCACCGGACAGAGAGAUCCUCGAGUUCGUCCAGACAGGUAUCUGCCAUUGUUUCAGAACCGAGUCGUCUUGGCCCUCGGAGGCCGGAUUAAACUCUUUAAAGGGUCAAGGUUCGAAAAAUUGGCACGAUCUCAACCAAUCUUGUCGGUGUGGAAGGAAAUCCUUUUUCAGAUGUCGCGAGUGUGGUGCGUCGUAUAUGUGGCGCCUCUUGCGUGGUUACGUCUCUUUGAGCUUCCGUCACUCCUGGCGCAUAAAGAAGCCUAUCAGUGUGGGUUGGAUCAGCCUACUUGAUCAGCAGUGGCGGAACAAAAUCUUUGACGAAGGAAGCAGGCACCUAUUAUGGUGUGACAAUAAGGACUGCCGGACACACACGUCUCAGCCUUGGGAUGUGCUAGUGAAAGAUGAGGUUUCAUGGGAUUCUUCCGACCACCCAGCUGGUGAGGGUGAAUGUUCUGACUUGGCUUUGAUGGAGCUACUUGAAGAGCAGCAUGCCUUUCGAGGCUGGUAG